AUGGCAAAUUGGUACCAGUACCGUGACCCCAACUAUUAUGGUCUGGGGGCUUAUAAUACAGAGAUAGCAGCUGAAGCAGGGGAAAGUGUAGCAGCGGUAGCUGCAGAGGAUGUGCCGACCCCCGCUGCAGGUGGCCACUUCCGUGAAGGAGCUAUAGGCCUCAUGGAAGACGUGAUUCAAAAAGGUUACCUCAACCAUGAGGGCGCUGUGAACCACCGAGGCAUUGACUACCUUGAGGCCAAUGGUGGCAAGCAGCAGCCCCGGCAGGAGCAACAGGCCGGGCAGUCUGCAAACGAGGCUGCUGCAGUUCCGCAGCCUGGGGGCACCCGUCCACGAAUCCAAUACAAGUUCUCAAAGUGGCAGUUGCAGGAACUGGAAAGUGUUUUCCAAGUUACUCAAUACCCUGACAUGGCCACCAGAAAGGGACUUGCAAGAUGCAUCAAUGUGACUGACACUAAAGUGCAGGUUUGGUUUAACAACAGGAGAGCCAAAUAUAGGAAACAUCAGAGGAAAUUAAUGCUUGAAGAUGCAUCAUCUAGUUCCCAGGACCACAUGUUCCUGGCAAACAUGAAAAAUAACUAG
Molecule: messenger RNA, 582 nt
Organism: Marmota flaviventris (yellow-bellied marmot)
Lineage: Eukaryota; Metazoa; Chordata; Mammalia; Rodentia; Sciuridae
Product: rhox homeobox family member 1
Biological process (GO): regulation of transcription by RNA polymerase II
Molecular function (GO): DNA-binding transcription factor activity, RNA polymerase II-specific; RNA polymerase II transcription regulatory region sequence-specific DNA binding
Source: RefSeq, a predicted model, not a curated record